AUGGGCAAAACAUAUUUCCUCGCGCCCGACUUUUGGUUGUACCCCGCAGCCCACGGCGACAAUCCAGCGGCCAUCCAUCUCGACCAACUAGUGUAUUCCUCAGUCAAUGAACCAGGAUUUACCACUAGCACUAUCCCACCGCUCUCCAUGGACGCCUAUGAUAUUAUUCCUGAAGUCAAUAUGUACUCAUCACUGGGACAACACGACAACGCGAUGGCGUCCCUGUUUGGUAAGUUAUUCUCCAAGGCGGUAUCACUCGUCGGCGGAGAGUGGAAGGUUGAGGUAUAG
Molecule: messenger RNA, 288 nt
Organism: Penicillium soppii
Lineage: Eukaryota; Fungi; Ascomycota; Eurotiomycetes; Eurotiales; Aspergillaceae
Exons: 1
Coding region: 1-288 (95 amino acids)
Source: RefSeq, a predicted model, not a curated record